AUGACAAUGACUACUAAUACCAUGGGUAGUGCUGCUGCAACACAUAAUUUAGGUAUAAGGGCUGAUCAUAGGAGAAAUAAAAGACAAGCAAGAGCUUUACAUCAAUUCCCAACUGCAGCCUUGAAUGGAAUAAAUAAUCAGUUUUCACAAAGUCCGGUUAUAGGAUUAGACAAUAGUUCGAUUCAAAGUGGCAUGAACACACUGUCGGAUUUCCUAUCAAAUGGUAGUUCUAGUGGUGUUACUCCAAACUCGGCAACUCCUGUUUUAAUGAAUGAUAAAAUGAAUUCCUUCACUCCAAAACAGUUUAGUGCUACUUCCUUCGAGACACCAGUUUCAAUGUUAUCUCCAAGCAAAUCACAAGCUCCAGAUUCUUACAAUUCACCUUACGUACAACUAGAUUUCGAAUCCUUAACAAUACACGAUAUGUCUCCUAUUGUUCCCACUCAGAGAUGGGAAGACCAAUUAGUGUAUUUGACUAAAUCUUAUGGAACAAACUCUUCAAAAAUCCCUCCAUUACCAAGUACACAGUUUUAUUGCCAUGAAGAAGAUGGUAAUUGUGACCCAAGAUUACUAGCAUCAUCCAUGUGCACUAUCCCAGCAGAAGAAAGUUUAAGGGAGGCUACAAAAUUACCCUUAGGUUUAACAGUUCAACCAUUUACAAGAACAAUUCCAACUGAAGAGAUCUCUGUCAUAAAGCUAAAUAAUAGCACCGUAACUCCUUCAAUUUUAACAGAAAAUUAUGAAGUGGGUCCUCUAAGAUGUAGAAGAUGUAGAGCAUAUUUGAAUCCACAUUUUCAGUUUACCUUUGAUUCUGCAGUUAUUUGUAAUAUUUGUAACGUCAAAAUGAAAUUAGCAAAUGAACAGGUGGCACCAAUUGAUGUUGAUGGUAAAAGAAGUGAUUAUUCAAUACGACCAGAGUUAUUUAAAGGUUGUGUCGAUUUUGAAGUUCCUUCAUUGUAUAAUGCCAUUCCUGAUAAAGAAACAUUGCCACUACAUUACCUUUUCCUUAUUGAUGUUUCCACUAGAUCUAUUGAAAAUGGGGGUUGUAUUUCAUUUAUUCAUUCUGUUAAACGAUCAAUAAAUUAUAUAAGAGAAAAUCAACCUAAUUGUAAAGUGGCAAUUAUGUCUUAUGAUAAGAACAUCAGAUUUUAUGAAUUAGAUCCCUCUUUUGAAAGGUGUAGAGAAUAUAUCGUCUCUGAGAUAGAUGAUUGUUUUAUUCCAUUUAAUAGUUUCUUUUUUGCUUCCACUAUAGAGUCCCAAAAUAUUAUUGAAACAACAUUAGAUCAACUUGCAUCGACCAUAGAAAACCACAUGGAUUUACAUUUGUCUGACAAUUGUUAUGGAUCUGCGAUUAAUGCAGCAAAACUUGCAUUUGAUACCUUCCUCGGUGGCCAAGGUGGUAAAAUCAUAGCUCAAUUAGGUUCACAACCAACUAUAGGUUCUGGAAAGGUCAAUACUUUAAAUGAAAAAGCUGGGAAGACAUCUCUAAAACCGGAUCUCUCAUUUUAUAAAGAUUUGAGUAAGUCUUUUAACAAGUCUUUCUUAUCUUUGGAUCUAUACGUUACCGCACAAUCUUUUGUUCAUCUAGCUAAUGUAGGUUAUCCAUCCAUUGCAACGUCCGGUGUUGUCAAGUAUUAUGGUAUGUUCACUUAUGAACGUUGUAAUUUCAUCUUAUGCAAAGACAUACUGCAUAAUAUAUCUAUUAUUAAGGGUUACCAAGCUCAAUUAAAGAUUCGUGCUUCUAAUGGAUUAUCAAUUAAUAAAUACUUCUGUGAAUCUAACAACAAUUCUGAUGAGGAUCCAAUAAUACCAGUAAUAACAUCUAGUACUGUUGUUGAUGUUCUUCUAAAAUAUUCAGAUAAGUUAAAGAAAGAUACUAAGUUAUUUAUACAAGCGGCCUUGCUUUACACAGAUAUUAACGGUGUUAGAAAAGUUCGUGUAAUCAAUACUAGUGCUCCAAGUUCAUCUAGUAUGACGACAAUAUUCAAAUUCGUUAACCAAAACGUUAUUAUGCGUCUGAUGAUUCGUCAAUUGUUGCUAAAAAGUCAUUCACUUGAUUUUGCCUCAAUGAAAAAAUCUAUCUUGGAAGAUUUAUCUUCAGUAGCAGCUCAAUAUAGAGCUCUAAUUAGUGGUAAUUCAAAUAAACAGUUUGUCACUGCUGACACAUUAAUGACACUUCCAACAUUUAUGUUAGGUUUUCAAAAAUCUAAGGUAAUGAAAAGCACAAUUCAAAAAACGUUCAACAAUGAUCGUAUCAGUGAUUAUUUUAAAUAUUUUACUAUGAAUCAGAGUGAGUUAUCAUACAAACUCUAUCCUCAAAUCAUCCCAUUACAUAUCCCAUUAGCUGGCGGUGAUCUAUCUUUCUAUGAUGCUAAUUAUCAGUUACUAAGAAUAUCAGUCGGAUCUCUUGAGAAUUUGACUGUUAGAAAUAGUAUGUCCCAAAUAGUCAACGGUGGUGCUUAUUUAAUAUUUAAUGGUGAAAUAGUUUAUCUUUGGUUUAAUGAGAACACUAACAGAUCCUUGUUGGAAGAUUUACUCGGUGUCCCAGCGACUAUACCAAUUGAACAGAUCAAGUUAGUCGAAAACAAACUAAGAAAGACAGGCACUAGGAUAAACAAGAAAGUAGCAGAGACAAUGCGAUAUUGGUCUCAAAUAGUCAAUAAGAGAUAUAUUCCAUUGGUUCCAUUAAGACCACAAAUUGACUCAUAUUAUCCAAACGUUAUCGGUUCAAUAUUGAUUGAAGACUAUUCAAUGAGCAAGAUGGACUCACUGAAUGAAUUCACUGCUUCAAUCAAUAAUUUGUCUAGCACUAAGAUACAAAACAAACAAUUUAUAAAGACUUCAGGAAACGAGGAGCUUGAUAUUACACACCAAAAGUUUGUACAAUUUUAA
Molecule: messenger RNA, 2892 nt
Organism: Tetrapisispora phaffii CBS 4417
Lineage: Eukaryota; Fungi; Ascomycota; Saccharomycetes; Saccharomycetales; Saccharomycetaceae
Exons: 1
Coding region: 1-2892 (963 amino acids)
Biological process (GO): endoplasmic reticulum to Golgi vesicle-mediated transport; intracellular protein transport; COPII-coated vesicle cargo loading
Cellular component (GO): COPII vesicle coat; endoplasmic reticulum exit site
Molecular function (GO): zinc ion binding; SNARE binding
Source: RefSeq, a predicted model, not a curated record